This is a messenger RNA of Vicia villosa (hairy vetch), 2128 nucleotides long. RefSeq lists its product as uncharacterized. The coding region runs from base 490 to 1998 and encodes 502 amino acids. The transcript is spliced from 2 exons. Lineage: Eukaryota; Viridiplantae; Streptophyta; Magnoliopsida; Fabales; Fabaceae. The record is from RefSeq and is a predicted model, not a curated record.
UGGAUGUAAUCAAAAAGUAUUGGAACUUAUCUUAUCCUCUCGUUCGCCUCUCUGUUAUACAAACAACACCAACACAAUCCAAAAUUGCAAGAACUAAUAUCCUCUAUAUUCAUUUUUGAUAACAACAAUAUGACUAUCAAAGAAGAAAAAUGUUACCGCAAUGAAGAUGGAGGUGUCGUGUUCAUGGCAACAGGCGCUUCGUGUGGGGAAGCCACAGACAGCUUUCGAUCAGCCCUGAGAUGAUGUCAGGCAUGCGGUGUUCGUCGUCGGAGACGGUCUGGUAUGGCGAGAGCGACGUCGGCAGGGCGGUGUGACGAGAGUGGCUGAGUCGCGACUUUAGAAAGCGGCAGAUUUCGAUCUAUAAAACUUGCUUCCUGAUUUUCUUUUCUGAAUUUUCUGUUUCAGGUUUCAUUUUCUUAGUGUAUUUUUCUUCAGCCGCCCCCUGUUAACUCCUUUCUUUCUCCAUUUUAUAGUGACAAAAAAGGUACCAUGGAUCAAAAGAGAAGCAUCAAGAAGUACACUUUCCGGAAUUCAAGUGCAACGGAAAUGAAAGAGCUAGCAACUCUGGUUCCUAAUCUUGACAACUUCAAAAACCGUUAUGGGAAAUUGAUCUCUAUCUUGAAGACCAAAGUGGAAAAAGGGAUUCUUGAGACUCUUGUGCAGUUUUAUGACCCGAUGUAUCAUUGUUUCACUUUUCCCGAUUAUCAGCUUAUGCCCACUUUGGAGGAGUAUUCUUAUUGGAUUGGUUUGCCAGUUACGAAUGAUAUACCAUUUAGUGGUCUGGAGAAAGAGCCUCAGGUUGAUGAGAUAGCAGAGCUUCUUCAUUUGAAAAUAUCAGAUGUGAAAGCAAACAUGACUAAAAAAGGAGGAAUUUGGGGGUUGACUUCUAAGUUCUUGAUUGGAAAGGCUUCUAUGUUGGCUAGUAAAGGAAGUAUGAUUGCUUUUGAGACAUUUCUGGCCUUGCUCAUCUAUGGUUUGAUACUCUUUCCCAACAUUGACAACUUUGUCGAUGUUAAUGCUAUUCGGAUUUUCAUGAUUGGGAAUCCUGUGCCUACUUUGCUUGGGGAUACUUAUCAUUCCAUUCACCAUAGGAAUGAUAAGAAAGGUGGACUUAUCAACUGUUGCACCCCGUUGCUCUAUAAGUGGUUUAUUUCGCACUUACCUCAAGCUAAGAGUUUCUUGAACAAUCCUGAUGGUCUCUCCUGGUCUCAGAAGAUCAUGCCUCUUAUUAAUGGGAAUAUCCAUUGGUACAAUCCUGCUUAUGACAUUGGUGAGAUUAUUGAUAGUUGUGGAGAAUUCCCUAAUGUACCUCUUCUUGGUAUACAAGGAGGAAUUACCUACAACCCCAUUCUUGUAAGGCGUCAAUUUUGCUAUCCCAUGAAGGAGAGACCCGCUAAUAUUCUUGUGUCAGGAAUCUUUUAUCUUAAUCAAGAUGGAAAUUCGGAUAUGAGAAAUCGGUUUGUGCGUGCUUGGCACCAUGUUGAUAGGAAGAGACAUUUGGGAACGAAACAAUGUGUUGCUCUCAAAGACUACACUGAUUGGGUUCAAGCUAGAGCUCAUACUUUUCAGAUGCCUUAUUUACUCGAGGAGCCUUCUCUACUCGUUACUCCACCAUUGUCUUCCACUACUCCUGUUGAAAAUAGUGAAGAACAUCUAGAGCUCGUGGCUAAGUUGAGAGCGGAAAGAGAUGCUUUGGAAUUUGAGAACAAAGAGUUGAAGAUACACUUGAAAGAAAAGGAUGAAAUGCUUGAUAUCCAAGAUGGUUGGUUGAUGGAAAAGGAUGAUCAGAUUCGUCAUCAAGAAAAGUUACUUCAACAACAUGGUGAAAAGCGAAAGAGACAACAAGAAGAUUCAGUGGCAUGGAAAGAAGUUGCUGAUAAGCUGAUGGUCGAGAAUGCUCAUUUGAAGGCCUUUUAUGAAGAUGAAUUGGAGAAGCUCCGUAGGAAGCUGCAGAGAGGAGACGGAUCUUCGUCAGAAGUUUUACCUUUUAGUUUUUAGCCUUUCCUUUGUUUUUGUAAUUUUGGAUCUUUGAAUCCUUUUGUAAGCUUUCCCAUUACUAAUGAAAGAAUAUUGUUAUGUUUUAUGAUGUUUUUUGCUAAUGUUUACAAUCAAUGUCUUAAAGUUCCUU